AAUGUUCUUUUCUGUGCAGAGGCCACAUCUGAUCUCAUAAUCUGUAAACUUAGUGACUGUACAAGUAGCGUGGCUGGAGGAAAGGAAAUCAUUCUGCUUUGUGAUAAGGUCACUAAAGAAGACAUCCAUGUUCGCUUCUUUGAGGUCAAGGAUGGAAUGGUAGAAUGGGAGGCAUUUGGUGAUUUCCAGGCUUCUGAUGUACACAAACAAGUGGCAAUCUCCUUCAAGACACCUAGAUAUAAGUCUCUUGAGAUAGAGAAUCCAGUUAAGGUUUAUGUGCAGCUACUGCGGCCAUCAGACAAGAGUACCAGUGAAUCUCGACCGUUCCAGUACCUGCCUCUUGAUUCAGAUCCGCAGUACCUUAAACGAAAAAUGGCUAAACUUGGCAACAAUGCAAAUACAGAGAAGAUUGGUAGAUUCAUUGCUGAAAACAUGGGAGCUGCAGUACAUGGAGAGAGGGUACUGGCUUCCAGCCAAGGAACCGGAGCUGUACCUCGACCUAUUAGAGUUGCUUCACGGCCAUCAAGACUCUCGGAUAAGAUCAAGAUGGAACCACCAGAUAUGCUGGGUUCACCUGUAUCUCCUGGAGGUCAAGUUUCCCCUGCACCUACAGGUGUGUUAGGUAGCCAUAUGGUGAAACCUCCAGUUUCACCUCAACAUUAUGGUGGAGGAACUAUGUAUACAGUUUCACCUCAAGCUCCCAGUCCCCUUGGACAGGGUGUCUACUAUACCCAACAUUCUCCAGUGCAUACUAGUAACUUUGGAGUACAUGUUGCACCUGCCUCUUGUACCAGUGCACCAAGAGUCCCAUCUCCACACCACCAGUAUUAUCUUAGUCCUGGUGCUCCUUAUUCUCCCGAAGCAUCAGUUGGUGAGUACACUUUGCAGGAAUAGAAUUGCUUACCUUUUUAAAUAUCUAUGUCAUGUUGC
Homarus americanus (American lobster) is the source of this 930-nucleotide messenger RNA. Its product is annotated as transcription factor p65-like. Gene Ontology annotation, cellular component: cytoplasm. The transcript is spliced from 6 exons. Gene Ontology annotation, molecular function: DNA-binding transcription factor activity. The coding region runs from base 157 to 894 and encodes 245 amino acids. The record is from RefSeq and is a predicted model, not a curated record. Gene Ontology annotation, biological process: inflammatory response; regulation of DNA-templated transcription; canonical NF-kappaB signal transduction. NCBI's taxonomy places the organism in Eukaryota, Metazoa, Arthropoda, Malacostraca, Decapoda, Nephropidae.